This is a messenger RNA of Trichomonas vaginalis G3, 414 nucleotides long. Its product is annotated as KilA, N-terminal/APSES-type HTH, DNA-binding family. The record is from RefSeq and is a predicted model, not a curated record. The coding region runs from base 1 to 414 and encodes 137 amino acids. NCBI's taxonomy places the organism in Eukaryota, Parabasalia, Trichomonadida, Trichomonadidae. The transcript has a single exon.
AUGACUUCUUCGUAUAUGUACCAGAUGCAAAGUAUUUUGACGGCUUGUUUUGCUCCAGACACUAAGCUUCCUAAAGACUGGUUUAGGAACCAAAGCACCAUUGAACUCUUAAGUGAAGCACAGCGAGACAUACUUUUUUCUGAAAACAGUGAAGAACAGCGAGUAGGUAAAAAAUCCCAGUCGCCAAAACUCUAUGAAAACCGUGAAAAAUUGCCAAACGGUUUGAGAGGAUAUUAUGUUCAUAGACUUCUUGUAAAUAAUGUGGCACAAUGGGCUUCAGCUCGCUAUUCAUGGUAUGUUUGUAAACUUCUUGACGAACUUCACAGACAAGAACACGAAGAUAUGGAAAAGAAACUUCUUCAUAUAUGUUUUGUCAUGAUUUCAUCGUUUAUGUUUUCAUUAAUGAUUUCAUAA